Molecule: messenger RNA, 3870 nt
Organism: Odobenus rosmarus divergens (Pacific walrus)
Lineage: Eukaryota; Metazoa; Chordata; Mammalia; Carnivora; Odobenidae
Gene: USP37
Product: ubiquitin specific peptidase 37
Exons: 23
Coding region: 1-2940 (979 amino acids)
Biological process (GO): protein deubiquitination
Molecular function (GO): cysteine-type deubiquitinase activity
Source: RefSeq, a predicted model, not a curated record
AUGUCUCCUCUGAAGAUACACGGUCCUAUCAGAAUUCGAAGUAUGCAGACUGGAAUUACAAAAUGGAAAGAAGGGUCCUUUGAAAUUGUGGAAAAAGAGAAUAAAGUCAGCCUAGUAGUUCACUACAACACUGGAGGAAUUCCAAGGAUAUUUCAGCUAAGUCAUAACAUUAAAAAUGUGGUGCUUCGACCCAGUGGAGCAAAACAAAGCCGCCUAAUGUUAACUCUACAGGAUAACAGCUUCUUGUCUAUUGACAAAGUACCAAGUAAGGAUGCAGAGGAAAUGAGGUUGUUUCUAGAUGCAGUCCAUCAAAACAGACUUCAUGCAGCCAUGAAACCUUCUCAGGGGUCUGGUAGUUUUGGAGCUAUUCUGGGCAGUAGGACUUCACAGAAGGAAACCAACAGGCAGCUUUCUUACUCAGACAAUCAGGCAUCUUCAAAAAGAGGAAGUUUGGAAACUAAAGAUGAUAUUCCAUUUCGAAAAGUUCUUGGUAAUCCAGGUAGAGGGUCAAUUAAGACUGCAACAGGAAGUGGACUACCUGUCACCCGGACAAUUCCCUCUUUGACAUCUACAUCAACCCCUCUUAGAUCAGGGUUAUUAGAAAAUAGGACUGAAAAGAGGAAAAGGAUGUUAUCUGGCUCAGAGUUGAGUGAAGAUUACCCUAAGGAAAAUGAUUCAUCAUCGAACAACAAGGCCAUGACAGAUCCCUCCAGAAAGUAUUUAACCAGCAGCAGAGAGAAGCAGCUGAGUUUGAAACAGUCAGAAGAGAAUAGGACAUCAGGGCUUUUACCUUUACAGUCAUCAUCCUUUUAUGGCAGCAGAACUGGAUCUAAGGACUACUCCUCUGGUAGCACUAACUUAGACAGGACCAAUGUUUCAAGCCAAACUCCCUCUGCCAAAAGAAGUUUGGGAUUUCUUCCUCAACCAGCUCCUCUUUCUGUUAAAAAACUGAGGUGUAACCAGGAUUACACUGGCUGGAACAAACCAAGAGUGCCCCUUUCCUCUCACCAACAGCAGCAACUUCAGGGCUUCUCCAAUUUGGGAAAUACCUGCUAUAUGAAUGCUAUUUUACAGUCUCUGUUUUCACUUCAAUCAUUUGCAAAUGACUUGCUUAAGCAAGGUAUCCCAUGGAAGAAAAUUCCACUCAAUGCACUUAUCAGACGCUUUGCACACUUGCUUGUUAAAAAAGAUAUCUGUAAUUCAGAGACCAAAAAAGAUUUACUCAAGAAGGUUAAAAAUGCCAUUUCAGCUACGGCAGAGAGAUUCUCUGGUUAUAUGCAGAAUGAUGCUCAUGAAUUUUUAAGUCAAUGCUUAGACCAGCUGAAAGAGGACAUGGAAAAGUUAAAUAAAACUUGGAAGACUGAACCUGUUCCUGGAGAAGAAAAUUCGUCAGAUAUUUCAGCCACAAGGGUGUACACUUGCCCUGUUAUUACUAACUUGGAGUUUGAGGUUCAGCACUCCAUCAUCUGUAAAGCAUGUGGAGAAAUUAUUCCCAAAAGAGAACAGUUUAAUGACCUCUCCAUUGACCUUCCUCGAAGGAAAAAGCCACUCCCUCCUCGUUCAAUUCAAGAUUCUCUUGAUCUUUUCUUUAGGGCAGAAGAACUUGAGUAUUCCUGUGAGAAGUGUGGUGGGAAGUGUGCUCUUGUCAGGCACAAAUUUAACAGGCUACCCAGGAUCCUCAUUCUUCAUUUAAAACGAUACAGCUUCAAUGUCACUCUCUCACUUAACAACAAGAUUGGGCAGCAAGUCAUCAUUCCAAGAUACCUGACCCUAUCUUCUCAUUGCACUGAAAAUACAAAACCACCCUUCACCCUUGGUUGGAGUGCACAUAUGGCAAUUUCUAGACCAUUGAAAGCCUCUCAAAUGGUGAAUUCCUGCAUCACCAGCCCUUCUACACCUUCAAAGAAUUUCACCUUCAAAUCCAAGAGCUUGGCUUUAUGCCUUGAUUCAGACAGUGAGGAUGAGCUAAAACGCUCUGUGGCCCUUAGCCAGAGACUUUGUGAAAUGUCAGGCUGCGAACAGCAGCAGGAAGACCUGGAAAAAGAUUCAAAAUCAUGUAGAAUAGAGCCUGAUAAGUCUGAAUUGGAAAACUCCGGAUUUGACGGAAUGAGCGAAGAAGAGCUUCUAGCAGCUGUUUUAGAGAUGAGUAAGAGAGAAGCUUCACCAACUCUGAGUCAUGAAGAUGAUGAUAAACCAACCAGCAGCCCAGAUACUGGAUUUGCAGAAGAUGAUAUUCAAGAAAUGCCUGAAAAUCAAGACACUGUGGAGACUGAGAAGCCCAAAACAGUCACAGAGACCGAGUCUGCCGGUUUUACUGAGAUAACUAAAGACUGUGAUGAGAAUAAAGAAAACAAAACUCCAGAAGGAUCUCAAGGAGAGGUCGAUUGGCUCCAGCAGUAUGAUAUGGAGCGUGAAAGGGAAGAGCAAGAGCUUCAGCAGGCAUUGGCUCAGAGCCUUCAAGAGCAAGAAGCUUGGGAACAGAAAGAAGAUGAUGACCUCAAAAGAGCAACAGAGUUAAGUCUUCAAGAGUUUAACAACUCUUUUCUGGAUUCGUUGGGUUCCGAUGAGGACUCUGGCAAUGAGGAUGUUUUAGACAUGGAGUACACAGAAGCGGAGGCGGAGGAACUAAAAAGAAAUGCAGAGACAGGAAAUCUUCCUCAUUCUUAUCGACUCAUUAGUGUUGUCAGUCACAUUGGUAGCACCUCUUCUUCAGGUCAUUACAUUAGUGAUGUGUACGACAUUAAGAAGCAGGCAUGGUUUACUUACAAUGAUCUCGAGGUAUCUAAAAUCCAGGAGGCUUCUGUGCAGAGUGAUCGGGACCGGAGUGGUUAUAUCUUCUUUUAUAUGCACAAGGAGAUCUUUGAUGAGCUGCUGGAAACGGAAAAGAAUUCUCAGGCACUUAGCAUGGAAGUGGGGAAGACCACUCGUCAGGCCUUGUGAGGAACAAACUCCUGGGUUGGCAGUGUGCACUGCUUAUUCCCUCUUACUGCUGCCCACCUCACCUUUCCUCUGCCCAAGGAGAAUUUGGAAUUCUACUUGAUGCGGGAGCAACAAACAGCUCAGGGCCAAACCAAAAGACGAAAAUUGCAAUUAUGUGGAACGCUCCAUGCUAAUUGUUUUAUGGAAACUUUGGUCUCACAUCUGUAGCUGAUUAUCCUCUUUUUCUCCUACAAGAGUGGCACUUCCUUUUUUCUUAGGAAUACAUGUUGUAAAUAAUAUAUAUAUGUACAUACACACACGCACACACAUGUAUGUGGAAUGAAUGGAGCCUUAAAGAGUUAGGAUGAGCCACCAUAGUAUUCCUGUUCAAAAUUAAUAGCACAGCAGUUUGGAGAAGAAAUGAAGGUGUCAAAGAGUCCAUUCACCUGAGAGAUGUGUAAAGAUGUACAUAUCGGUUGGCAUUUAGUUUUUCUGUUCCUUGAGUAGUUUCACUCAAGUCUAUAAUCUUUCACAUGUGUUUCUUAUUAGUAAAGUUCACUGGAAAGCCAGCUCUCCAUGUUACACUAAUGACAGUUUGUCCUCCUUGCAAGGGAGAGGCAUUUCUGCCACCUGACGUGAGAAGCUUUUUUUUUUUUUAAUUACUUCAUGGAUUUGUAAUGCUUUUGCUGUUUACAUGCAGUCCCAAGAAAUGGAUUGUUGGUGCUUUGGAAUGGGUUAUGGUCCCCCAUUUGGUAUUCAUUGAACACUUUGUAUUUUCUUUAAAAGAGAUCCCUUCACACAGUAUAUUCAUCUGUAUUAUUGUAGUGAAGACAGAAUCUUUUCUUUUUCUUCUGUAUCAUUCUUCCAUGGAGCAAGCAUUACCCUAAUAGAUUGCAACCAAAAUUUUAAGAGGUAAGAAAAUAAUAUCCCAAUUGGGAUUCCCCAGCAAGG